AUGGAAUUUGAGUAAGAUUGGACUCCUUAAGAGUUAUAGAAUUUAAAAUAGAAUUUAUCUAAAUAAAUUAAAAGUGAGCAAGAAAUAACAGAUAUCCUCUAAUUUGUUGAAAAAAACAAAAUGGAUCGAGGAUUAGUUGAGAAAGUAACACAACAUGAAUUUCAAACUGCUGAUUAAUUUAAGCAUUUAGCCUGUAUUAUUUUUGAAUCAAGUUCAAAUCCAGUAGUUCAAAAUCCUAUGCCUGCUCAACCCAAUAAAGAGUAAGCACAAACCAAUAAUUAAUAAAUAAUAAAUGACCUGUUUAAAGAAUUUGACUUUCUCAAUAAGAGAUCUAAUUAAGAAUUAUUAAACUUACUAUAAUAAGUAUAUUCAUAGCUUGAAAACUAAUAGCAAUUAAAUGUAAACUAUAUAAAUUUUACGCCUUCACCAUAUUUAUUGUAUGAAGACUUAUUAUUUAUAUGCAUAAAAGUAAAGGAACACUUUUAAUAUUAUCCAAGGCCGGCCUAAUUAUUAUCAGUAAUAGAAUUAUAUAAUCAUAAUCAUGAUAAAGGACGGUUAGCUUAAAUAUAUACUGGAGAAGGGAAAUCUCUAAUAGUAGCCAUGCUUGCAAUUUUAUUGAAUAAAAAGAAAAAUGCUAAUGUUGAUAUUGUAACUAGCUCUCCUGUUUUGGCAACUAGAGAUGCUUAAUAAUUGGAAUCAUUUUAUAAAUCCUUUUCAGUUUCAGUAUCCCAUAAUAUAAAUGAAACAUAGAAAUCUACUAUUGGAAUGCUACCCUGUUAUAAUUGCUCUGUGAUUUAUGGAGAUCCCCAUAGUUUUGAAGCAGAUAUUUUAAGACAUGAAUACUCAGAAAGAGAUACCAUGGGUAAUAGAAAAUAAGAAUAUAUUAUUGUUGAUGAAGUUGAUUCUAUGCUUAUAGAUGGAAAUAGUCAUAAGACACUAUUAAGUGCCCCUAUACCUGGAAUGCUUGAUUUAACAAAGGUUCUUAGAUUAAUCUGGGAUGAAAUUUGUAAGACAGAAUCAAAUUUAUCAACAGAAAAUAAAGUUAUGAUUGUCGAUAAAGAUAAUUAUUAUAGUGUUGACUUGAAUGAAUAUAUUGAAUCCACUUUAAACCUGUAACUAAAAGAAGCAUUAUACUAAUUUAUCCCUAAAUAUAGAUUGAAAUAUAUUGAUUUUAUGAAGAAAACAUGGAUUGAAAAUGCCAUUCAUGCAAAAUAUCAACUCCAUAAGGAUUGCCAUUAUCAAAUUGAAAAUGAUAAGCUUCGAAUAAUUGAUUAUUAGAACACAGGAGUGAUACAUGGAGAUAAUAUGCAUUGGGAAAAAGGGUUACAUCAAUUUGUAUAAUUAAAGCAUAAUCUUCCGAUGACUUCAUUGACAAUUAACACAAACUAUUUGUCGAAUAUUACCUUUUUUAAAAGAUACAAAAAUAAAAUUUUAGGAUUAACUGGUACUUUAGGUUCAUAAGUUACAUAGAAUUUAUUAGCUAAAGAGUACAAUGUUGAUUUUGUUUUCAUACCCCCUUUUAAAAAGAGACUGUUAAAAGAAGAGACAGGAUAUGCAGCUUCUAAUGAAGAAGAGUGGAAAAAUGCUAUAUUUUAGGCUGUUUAAUAAUAGAUUAACAACAAGAGAGCAGUUCUCAUUAUUAAUCGGACGAUUUAAGAUGUCAAUACAAUUUAAAUGUAUCUCAAAUAAAAAAAUUAUAAUUCUAUUGCAUACUUUGACGAUAGUUAGAAAAUAGAUCAUGAGGUUAAGCCUGGUACUCUUAUCAUUGCAACAAAUUUGGCUGGAAGAGGAACAGAUCUUAUAACAAACUAAGAAUUGGAAGAUAAUGGAGGACUCCAUGUGAUUAUGUCCUUUUUACCUAGGAAUAUAAGAAUUUAACAAUAAGGUUUUGGAAGAACAGGAAGGUAAGGAAGAAAAGGAACUGCUUAACUUAUUGUGAAUAAACAGGAAAAUUUUUAUUUGGGAAAUUUACAAACAGAUGCCUUACAAGAUAUCAUAGCUUUCGAGAGUUUGAAGGUAAAUAACAACAAUCCAACAAGUUUAGAUAUCCUUGUCAUAUUAAGAAAUGUGAAUGAAUAAUUUUAUUCAGAUGAAAUUGAAAAAGAAAUGAAAAAAUUGGAAAAUGAAGAUAGAUGCUUUGAAAAGUUCUGCAAAAUUGCUAAAGCCAUGGUCAAUUUCAAAGAAUAACGCAGCGCUUUUUAAGAAUUGGAAGAGAGGUGGGGGCUGUAUUUGGAGGAAAAUCAAGAAACUGGAUUAAAUGAAAAUGAUAUUGAAAAAAUUUUGAAUUCAAAUGAUGCCUAAAAUCCAAAGUAUUUGAUUUUGGAUGGAUUGUAAAAAAAAUGCUUAGAAAGAUUUAAGAAGGCUGUAAGUAUUUCAGAAAAUGAUCCUGCUGCAUAAUAUUAUAAAGGGUUAUAUUAAAUAUAAGGCAAUAAGUUUUAGGAUGGGAUAGAUUCAUUAAAGAAAGCAAAGUAGUUAUUUCAACAGAAAAUAGAUGAUGAAAAAGGAUUUUCAACUGCGUUAAAGUUAAAUCGAUUUUAAAUAGAUUAAUUUUCAAAUAAUCCUAAAGAAUAAUCUAAUUUGUUACCAAAAUUAGAAUUUGAUAUCAAUCCAAAGCAAUUAAAUCCAUAAUACCUUACAUAAGAAGAAGGAUUUUCAUAGUAAAUGGAGCAUGAUUCUUAAAUAAAAUAAGAGAAACAGAGGUUUAAAAAGCAAAGAUAAUAAAAAUAAAAUCAUGAAAACUCAAAUAUUGAGAAUCAUAAUAAUGAAAAUGAAAAUCACGGAAAUUAUGGUAGAGAAAAUGAAAACACAGAUAUAAACAAUUAAAAGAAUAACAAGAAAUUAGAUAGUAACGAUGAAAAGGUCAAAAACCAUAUUAUAGUCUAUAAAGGAUUUAUGAAAAAUAUUGAUAAUAUCUUAAAGACUUUUAAAUAAAUUCAAUCCAGAACCAAGAAAAUAUUAUAGUAGAUAUAGUCCCUUUUAUUAAUAAAAAAAAAAAGAAAAAUGGUGAUGAAGAUAAAUCAUUUGUAGAUAAAUAAGAAAUAAUCAAUGAUGGACCCUUGCCUAUGA
Paramecium tetraurelia is the source of this 3066-nucleotide messenger RNA. RefSeq lists its product as uncharacterized. Gene Ontology annotation, cellular component: membrane. Gene Ontology annotation, biological process: protein import; protein targeting. The transcript has a single exon. The record is from RefSeq and is a predicted model, not a curated record. Gene Ontology annotation, molecular function: ATP binding; protein binding; ABC-type protein transporter activity. NCBI's taxonomy places the organism in Eukaryota, Ciliophora, Oligohymenophorea, Peniculida, Parameciidae.